Molecule: messenger RNA, 2349 nt
Organism: Knipowitschia caucasica
Lineage: Eukaryota; Metazoa; Chordata; Actinopteri; Gobiiformes; Gobiidae
Source: the annotation of a GenBank genome assembly
AUGGUGAUCAUGUCAGCGAGCAGCGGUGCUCAGUCCAGCCCUGCUCAGGGACGUCCACUACAGGUGGGCUUCUAUGAAAUUAUCCGCACGCUGGGAAAAGGAAACUUUGCCGUGGUGAAGCUGGCAAAGCAUAAAGUCACCAAAACACAGGUGGCCAUAAAGAUAAUUGAUAAGACCAGGCUAAAUCCAUCCAAUCUGGAGAAAAUCUACAGAGAGGUGCAGAUAAUGAAGCUGAUGAACCACCCUCAUAUCAUUAAACUGUACCAGGUCAUGGAGACCAAAGACAUGCUGUACAUUGUCACAGAGUAUGCAAAGAACGGAGAGAUGUUCGACCACCUCACCUCAAAUGGUCGGUUGAGUGAAGACGAAGCACGGAAAAAGUUUUGCCAAAUCUUGGCUGCCGUGGACUACUGCCACCAACACCACAUCGUUCACCGGGACCUUAAAACAGAAAACCUGCUUCUGGAUGUCAACAUGAACAUAAAACUAGCAGAUUUUGGCUUCGGUAACUUUUACAACGCAGGGGAGCCUCUGUCAACGUGGUGUGGCAGUCCGCCUUAUGCUGCUCCAGAAGUUUUUGAAGGAAAGGAAUAUGAGGGCCCUGGAUUGGACAUUUGGAGCCUUGGUGUGGUGUUGUACGUUCUUGUCUGCGGUUCUCUCCCGUUUGAUGGACCAAACCUGCCGGCUCUGAGACAGCGGGUGACAGAGGGCCGCUUUAGGAUCCCCUUCUUCAUGUCCCAGGAUUGUGAAAACCUAAUUCGAAAGAUGCUCGUUGUGGAUCCGACCAAAAGAAUCACCGUAGCUCAGAUUAAGCAGCACCGAUGGAUGCUAGCGGACCCCACGGCUGCGCACCAAACCCUCAGCCGCCCUCUGACAGAGUACAACUCAAACCUGGGAGACUACAGCGAACCAGUGCUCAGCAUCAUGAACUCUCUGGGUAUCGAUCGACAGAGGACCGUUGAGUCUCUCCAGAGUAGCAGCUACAAUCACUUCUCCGCUAUCUACUACCUGCUACUGGAACGUGUUCGAGAGCAUCGCAAGCAGCAGCUCAGCCGUCAGUGUGGAACCUGGACCCAGAGACCCAGGAGUAUUUCAGACUCCUCAAGUGCAGAGGUGAUCAUGGAAUCCACAGAUAUCUUCAGAGCUGCUGCGUAUUCCACUCCGUCCAAAUCCAGCCCUACCCCUGUCUACAUUCCCGAAGUGGAGAGUGAACAUGGAGUACUAUUCCAGCGUGUGGUAUUCCCGGUGGAGGCCAGUCUGAAUCGGCUUCUGUGGAAUCGGUCCAUUUCCCCCAACAGCCUCCUGGAGACCAGCAUCAGUGAGGAAGUGCGACCCCGUGACCUGGAGGAGGAGGAGGCGUCUCAGACUCUUGGACCUCUGCUCCUUCCCACCACUACGUCCCGCAGACACACACUGGCGGAGGUCUCCACUGGGUUCAGUCAGUGCAACCCUCCAUGUAUUGUGGUCAGCCCCUCUGAUGGAGCCUCCUCUGACAGCUGUCUGAAGUCCUCAUCUAGCCCCAGUACCAUGGCAUGCGAUGCAGCAGGGGAUCUGUCCGCUCUCUUGGCCUCUGGAACUGAAAAUGGAGCCUUACUGCAGACUGGAGCUCCUCUGGCCCUGUCCGCUCACCUGCUCCCCCAGGCACAGGGUGGUCUUCCCGCCAGCUUCCAAGAGGGUCGACGUGCCUCGGACACUUCUCUUACUCAAGGCCUCAAAGCUUUCCGUCAGCAGCUGAGGAAAAACACACGCACCAAAGGGCUUCUGGGAUUAAACAAGAUCAAGGGUCUGACCAGACAAGCCGUUCCCCCACCUUCCUGUAACCGCUGCAGUAGGGGGUCACUGGGGCCAGCGCUGUCCGAGCACCGCAGCAUGUUGGAGGAAGUGUUGCACCAGCAGAGAAUGCUCCAGAUCCAGCACCAACCUCAUUCUCAGGUCCCUGCAGCGCCGACUGGACCUACCCAGAAUCCACUACUGUAUCUGUCGGCGCAGCAGCAGUCUCCGUCCCCUCCUCCGUCAAACCUCUUUUCCACACCGUCCAUGUUCGAGGCCCCCUCUGUGCUGCCAGCCCAGGGCGUGCACUGGUCACCUGCUGCGGACUCCUGCCCCGCCCCCUACUCCUCUAUGUCCCCUGUGGCUUCUGCUGCUUAUCUCCUGGAGGCCCGUCUGCACAUCAGCCCGCAACCUCCUCUGCACCUCCAGCCUCAAGAGUCCUUCAUAUCCACCUCACACUUCUUUCCCCUUCACUCCAAACCAGCCAUGUGGGUGACAUCAAUAAAUGAGGACCCCAAUGUGCAAGACCUGGGCAGGGCAGGACAGUCCCAGUUCAGCAGUUGUGUCAUGGUGAAGUAA